Messenger RNA from Cucurbita pepo subsp. pepo (vegetable marrow), 2526 nucleotides. RefSeq lists its product as uncharacterized. The record is from RefSeq and is a predicted model, not a curated record. Gene Ontology annotation, molecular function: calmodulin binding. Lineage: Eukaryota; Viridiplantae; Streptophyta; Magnoliopsida; Cucurbitales; Cucurbitaceae.
UUUGUUGGGGAAGAAACGGUUUGUGAAGAUGAUUGGGGAGUUGAAAAGAGAAGGGUAGUUUGGUUUAAUUUCAAUGGGUUGGGGCCCUGGCUUCCCAAUUCCCGGUAUGCCCGAUUGGUUAUAACAUAUACUCUAAAUUGGGCGACGGAGAUUGUUCUGCUGCAACAAACGCGGCCUCUUAUAACCUUCAUCUCCCUCCUUCUCAACCCCGAUUGUUUCCCCUAACUUUCUGCAGCAAGAAAAUCAGAAGGACCCUUCGCGGGUCUUUUUGAUUUCCUUGCUUCUUUCUUCUUCUUCUUCUUCCUCGCAGCUUUCACCAUCAGGGUUCUGUUCAACAAUUGUUUUCGUUUAAUGGCGGGGGAGAACACCGAUGUACUUCUUGUUGUCGAGGUAAGCGGGGACGAAGGUAGGCAACAUGAGAGCUUUGAUAUCCCUACCACUAUGGAGGUAAAUGAGCCUAAUGCUAUCAUUGAGGGAAGCACUGAUAUAUCUCUUGCUUUGGAGGCAAGUGCAGAUGAAGGUAGCCAAGAUGAGAAAUUUGACAUCCCUACCACUAUGGAGGUAAAUGAGCCUGAAAGUUGCAAUGUAGGAGUUAUUGUGAACAUUAAUACCCCAAAGUUCAGAAGGAUUUUCCCUCGCUAUCUCUCACCGCGCACGGGCUCCUGCCAUGAUUUUUGCAAAUAUGGUACAAAACAUCCUAUUGAAAGGAAUCCUGCAAGUGCAGUCUUGAGAAAAGGUAAAUCAGUUGGACGUGAUGUUCGGGAUUUGAGGCGGAUUAGAGUUUCGUUGGCAAAACCGAACAAUGAUACAGUUAGUCCAAAGUUCUCCAAAGAUUAUGAUGGCAUCAAUAUUACUGACUUGAAGGAAGAUGUAAUAUCUUCCCCAGAGAUCAUUAAUCCAUCUCCAAAGAAGCGUUUGCCUCCCAUCAAGGAAGUGGAGGCUGCGGCGGUGCAAUACAGUCGGACAAAACUUACUUUGUCGGUAUCAAAGGCGUCGUCUUCUGCAGGACAAUGUAGUUCACGAACCAAUAGAAACAAAGAAGUUCGAAGAAGCAAGAAACAAGAUGGAUAUGGAAGUUCAAGCAGUUCUACAGAUAGCACAAGUAGAUGCCAAGAGAUAAAGAUCUCCACAGUAGGAGAUAGGAAGGCAUUGGUGCCACAUGCCGUUUCUUGGACGCCAAGAAAUCGUGUGAAGCGAGUUGCUAUUGUCGACAAGAAAAUCAUUGGGAGGCGUAGCUUGAAGAACCAAAGUCGUCUUAAAAAGAUUAAACUUGAUCCAUCUAACAGUGAGGUUGUAGAGGAGAAAACUUUAUACAUGAUCGAACCAUCUACCAAGAAAGAAACAGAGGGACCAGCUCAAAAUAGUGUUCAUUUCACUGAGUUGUCUCAUUCACAAUCUUCAUCUGCAACAGACAACAGCUUUAAGCAUGAACAAGAGGCAGAUGGGACCAUUAUAACACCACAUUUGUUGGUGGAAAAGAACACGAGGCGUACUAGAAAUGGAACGAGUUCUAAAAGUUUAUCUACAUCUCCAACAGUAUUCAAGGGGUUCAAAGGUCUGAGACCUAAGAGAUUUGAUAUGAUUCAAAGGUCUGAGACUCGAUCAGCUCCUUCAUCGCCAUCAUCUUCUAGAUGCUCAUCUGAACCCGUCCAUAGCGAGAAGUCCAAGGUGGAACACAAGAUUAAGGCCCGAAGGAAGACUCUAACUGAUUCAGAAAAUGGAGAUUGCCAAUCUAGAAAGCUGCAUUUUAGGAAGGGGAGGAUGGUAGAACUUCAAACUGAACCCAUUACCCCAAGGAGACUUAUAUUCAAGCGUGUACGGUCACUCAGCGAGACUCAAAGUCCUAAAAGUGAUUCAAGAAAGAGAAUCAUUCAGCGUAAAGAGGCGAAUCAAAAUGGCGAUGAAGUGAAGGAAGCUGAGAAUAGUUCUUUGAGACAGCAAGAUCAGGAAUUCAAAAGAAAGAAAAGCUUUAGGAGGCAGGAAACAAUUGAUGGUAAAUUGGUUUCUAGUAGACAAAAAUCUGAGAGAAUUGUCCUUAAACAUCAGGAUUCAAACGAAAAAAUAGAAAUCCAAAAGCUGUUUAAUAAUGUCAUUGAAGAGACGGCAACCAAGCUUGCAAAGACUAGGAAGAGUAAGGUCAAGGCAUUGGUUGGCGCCUUUGAAACCGUGAUAUCUCUUCAGGACGCCAAACCCGCAACAACAGUUGUUGGCUGAUAUACUAUAAAUUUCGAUCUAUAUUACAAUUUCGAUCUAUAUUACAAUCUGGAAAUGGUACUAUAAGUAUAUAUAUAGCUUGAAAUGUGACAUGAGAGUAAAGUAAAAAGCUUUGAUCGAAAUGCUAAGACCUAUGUGGAGAAGGUUGAGUUAUUUCAAUAUAAGGCUUUAUGUGGAGAAGGUGAGGUUUUUUGCUUGUUGAAGAACAACCUAAAUGUUCUGUUUCAUAUGUUCAUUAGAGUAUUUGUAAUCCAAGGAAAUGCAGGCUUGUGCUGUUCUUUUCGCCCUGAAGUAAGCUCUGAUCUUUUACAA